Messenger RNA from Capsicum annuum, 1906 nucleotides. RefSeq names its product E3 ubiquitin-protein ligase ATL31. Bases 322 to 1485 code for a protein of 387 amino acids. NCBI's taxonomy places the organism in Eukaryota, Viridiplantae, Streptophyta, Magnoliopsida, Solanales, Solanaceae. The transcript has a single exon. The record is from RefSeq and is a predicted model, not a curated record.
CUAAUAAACCACACAAUUAAUCAUUUUAAAAUAAUCUCCAAGAGCAUGAGCCACCCAAUAUGACCAUAAAAAUUCAAGUUCUAGAACAUCCAAGCAGAAAGUCUUCUUAAACAGAUCAAUCCAAGAAGCUGCCUUCCUUCACCCAUUAGUCAAAAUUCUCCCCCAUCUUUUUCCUUCUCCAAAUAAUACACUCUUUUAUAUUCUACAGCUGACUUUUCCAUUCAUCUCUUUCAAUUAUAUAUAAACCAAAAAUACUUAUCUCUCCAAGAUUCAUUACUCCGCCUUCUCCGCCCGGUUAAAUUUCCCACUAAAAAAUCUACCAUGGUCAACUUUAAACCUCUCGUCCUCAUCCUCGUCCUCGUACUGUUAUGUCGGGCGUCAGCGCAGGCUCCUGGAACCGAAGACCGGUUCCAGUACCCGAGUGUCAGCCCAGCAAUGGCUAUUAUCAUAGUAGUACUUAUAGCUGCUCUUUUUUUCAUUGCUUUUUUCUCUAUUUAUAUUCGUAACCGGGGUGCGGCUAAUGGAAGCAUCCGGCAAACCUUCUCCAUGCGACGUCGUGCAGCUGCUGCUGCUGCUACUCGUGGACUCGAAAACACGGUUAUCGAGACUUUUCCGACUUUCACGUAUGCUGAAGUGAAGGAUCAUCAUAUUGGGAAGGGCGCGUUGGAAUGUGCGGUGUGUUUGAAUGAAUUUGAAGAUGAUGAAAUGUUGCGUUUGAUCCCUAAGUGUGAUCAUGUUUUUCACCCUGAGUGUAUUGAUGCUUGGCUUAAAUCUCAUGUAACUUGCCCGGUUUGCCGAGCUGAUCUUACUCCUAAACCGGAUGAACCGGCACCAGCUCAAGCUACUGAUCAGGUGAACGGGGAUUUAGGGGAACAACAGGGAGAUACGGAGAAUUUGCAGCAAAAUAAUGAAGUUUCGAUACAAAUUGAGCAAGAGGAAAGCUCUGUUAGACCAGAAGUAAAGAGAAAUCUGAGUUUCAAUGCAUCGAACCGGCCGCCGAGGUCUUUUUCUGUAAAGAGGCCGAGGAUUUUUAGCAAAUUUAGGUCACACUCGACCGGCCACUCAUUGGUGGUACCAGGGGAGAAUUUAGACCGGUACACUCUUAGAUUACCGGAGAAUGUCAGGAAAGAUGUAAUGAACCGGGCACUGCUGAACCGGGCAAGGAGCUGCGCAGUCACGCUACCAAGACACGGUAGCUCUAGAACCGGUAAUGGAGAGGGAAGCAACAGGGGUACGAGAUCAUUCAACCGGAUUGACCGGUUCGAACCGGAAGGAAAGUCAGACCGGUGGGUUUUCAAGAUGGCACCGCCAUUCUUCACAAGAGGUCCAUCAAUGAAAUCACCAAAAGUAAGAGCGGAUAACGAAGAGGCAUCCACAUCACGCAGUGUGAAAGUGGCAGUAAAAAUGCCGUCGUUCAGAUGCCUUGAGCCAAAAGGUGAUGAACCCGGUUUGUUAGCCAAUGACUCGGCUCGAUCGCCGGUUUAAGGAGUUUGGUGAUUGCUGAGCCGGCUAACGGUUUAAAGAGUCCGUCUACCAGACAUUAACGGAAGUGUUUGUUUAAUGGCGCGGCGUAAAGUGAAAACUUUUUGUGCGCCGGCGAAUGAGGCGAAUGCGUGGGCCCGCCAACUAUGAAACUUCCGUUUUUGACUUUAUUGCACUGCACAUAUAUAUAAUGCCAAAAGUUGAAAUUCAAGGCUUUCGACUUCUAGAAAAUUCAUUAAAAUGUUGAUUAAUUUUAUUAUUUAAAAACAAAUAAUUUUCAACUUUUGGGUUUUUUUGGGGUGAAGAGGGUGUUCAAAGACUCCCUGGUUAUCUAGUUGGGUGAUGUAGUAGUACUCUAAACGCGAUGUAAAUAUGAAUGUUUGUUUUGUUCUUGUUUGAUAGAGAUGUGAUGAUUUUCCUCCUA